AUGGCACAAGUUGCAGAGGUUUUUCGAAGAGUUUGGAGCAAGUCUGACCAAGCAUGGAAGAGAGAAAGCAUCAGCUUACUGGCCAAGCCCAUGCUCGAUACGGGCGGCCCAAGACUUGGAUCUAUGGGAGCAGUUUUCAUCAUGCUCAAAUCUGGGCUUGGUGCGGGACUUCUCAAUUUCCCUUGGGCUUUCGAGAAAGCCGGGGGAAUUCGCACUGCAGUCGCCGUGGAAAUGGUUAGUGACUUUAUUAACCCUAACCCCAACCUGGUCUCAGAGCAUUUCGUAUUAUUCUGUACGUAAAUCCGAGACACUCAGCUAACCCUUCCCCUUUAACCUAACUCCUAAACUUAACCCUACUUUUAACCCUAACCCCUAGCCUAGCUAACGUUAACAAGCUAGUUGACAUUAGCCACCUAGCUAGAAUUCGUAACAUAUCAUGUGUUUUGCAAAUUCGUAACAUAUUGUACGUUUAGAUAAUUAGUAACAUAUUGUACAUUUUGCAAAUUUGUAACAUAUAAUACUAAUUGUAAUUAGUAACAUAUCAUACACAAUGGGUGAUGGACAUCUACAAAUUAAUACAUACCAUAUAAAACGUAGCAUAUCAUACUAAAUGGAGUGUCUCAGAUGUACCUACAUAAUAAUACUAAAUGCUCUGAGACCAGGUUGCUGACCCUGGUAGACAAAACAUGUAUAGCCUAUAUUCCUAUAAAUAAAUCAAACUCAAUUACAACCAUCGCUAACCAUCUCCUCCUAUUUUUAAACUUAAUUCAAACCAAUUUAAACAAUCCAAUCGACUCCAUCUACUAAAUCCCAUUGAUUUACUAGACAUGCAAUUUACAGUUUUUCUCGAUUGCUAAGACACAUUUCUUGAAAGCUGCGCUCCUUUUCUCUUAACUGUGAACACAAAACCCAAUUUUCAAGCUACAUUCACAAAACCUCAGACUCUUCUUGCAAAACCAAACUUUCACCUCAAAACAGUUCAAUCUGUGCUCAAAACUGAACUAUGUCGUCAAAUCGUGCCCUGAGUCAAUCAAAAUUAAAAACACUACUGAACAGUCACUAAACACUACGUAGAAAAAUAGAAAACACAAUGCUCAGGACAUGAAGCUGGAGAAAUAAAUGUUUAUUGUUCACUGUAGGCUAAAUGCAUGUUGCAAAACAAAAAAAAACUGUGCAUUUAGCACUUGUACAAAAAGACAAAACAGAAAUCUUGUGCAUUUACAUGUAGCACUUGUAAAAACAAACAGAAAUCUUAUGCGUUUGCCACUUGUGUACAGUAAGCCCAUGUAAAAAUAAAGUACAAAAAUAUACAAAUAAGUGCAUUACUCAGCCACAGCAUCAUGUCUCCGUACUGGGUCAGGCCACAGGACUUCAUCCACAUCACAGGCCACAUUUUGUCUGGCCAGGCAACGGGGGAAAAAAACCCCUGGCAUGCCGUAUCCAGGCUUGGCAUGCCUCCACACCUAUGUCACCACAGGCAAGUCCCAUGGCUUGCAGGAGAUUUACCCUGGUGUAAGGUUGGCGUUCAUAUACCUUCCACCGCCAUGAGGAGAAUAAUUCCUCAAUGGGGUUUAGGAAAGGGGAGUACGGUGGAAGGCAAAGAUUGAUAAAACCUUGGUUCAUAUUGUACCACUCUCUAACCUGGAGGGCUCUGUGAAAACUCACAUUGUCCCAAACAACAACAUAGAUGGGAUGCUCAUCCUGCUGCCCUAACAAAGCAUCUCGCAUGUGAUUGAGGAAAAUGAGGAGCUGGUGAGUGUUGUAGGGCCCCAGGUUGGCAUGAUGGUGGACAACCCCAUGAUUGCUGAUGGCAGCACAUAAUGUGACAUUGCCACCACGCUGCCCAGGAACACCAACAAUGGCCCGAUGGCCAAUCACAUUACGGCCUCUCCUUCUCCUUUUGGUGAGAUUAAACCCAGCUUCAUCCAUGUAUAUGUAUUGAUGGGGUCUUUCCAUUGCAUCCAGUUGAAAAACCCUCUGUAGAAAUAGAUAUAGUUUUGUAAGUGAUACGGAAAAAGUGAUUUAGGCCACUACAGUAAAUCACUACUUAGAGUAAUCAACAUUGAAUGUGUCUGGAUAUAUGCCAACCUGUACAUACUGGAAUCUUUGCUCUUUGACUCUGUCUGAGUUGCGAUCAAAGGGCACUCUGUAUAGCUGUUUCAUGCGCAGUCUGUUGCGCUUGAGGACACGAUCAACAGUAGAGAGGCUGACACUGUUGAUACCCUCAAAAUUUAAAUGGUCCUCAAUGAUCUUCUGCUGAAUUUCGCUCAGUUUAAUGGCAUUGUUCUCACGGACCAUAUCAACAAUUAGGGUCUCUUGGUGUGGGGAGAACAUACCUGUCCUCCCACCCCCAUGUGGCAGUCUUUCAAUUCUACAAAAAGAGAACAUGGAGUUACAAAAAAUAUACAUGGAAUACUAGGCCUACAAACAGUUAGACCAACCCUCCAUUACAAUACUACAGUACAUAGGUACAGUGAUGUACUGAAACAUAUAUUUACUUACAGUAUACUGUGGUACAGUAUAUAGUAUGUCAUGAAGUAAUUGCUGUCAACAUUUACAUACUGUACUAUAAUGUCAAAAAAAGGUAAUUACCUGUUCUCUUCUCUAAAUAUUCGGAUUAUGGUGGACACAGUGAAUCUACUGAUGUUUGGUUGUACCCUUUGUCCAGCCUCCCUCAUGCUCAUACCAUGGACAAGAACAUGGUCAAUCACAGUAGCUCUGAUUUCAUCAGAUAUUACUGUUCUUUGUCUUCGCUGACCACCUCGACCACCUCGACCUCCUCUCACACGAACUCUUCCUCUCAGAUUUCUAUCCAUUGUAGGGCCUCACAAACCAGUGCUCUCUGAACUGGCUUACUGUAUAUGUUCCCUCACAUCAUUAGCCACAAGUGUGAUCAAUUUUGAGUUGUUGUGUUCAAGUGGUGACACCUGUGCUCUAAUUGUGUUUGACUUUUGUCACCUGUGCUCACCAUUAUGCAGCACGGGUGCAUCACAAUGAAAAUGUGUUAGCAAGUUAUGUCUAAACAGGUGAAAAGUGCUUAUGGUUUUGCCAAAAGAGUGAUUGAUUCAAUCAGUGGGUUCAGGCAACUGAGCAUUUGGUUCAGACAAUAGGGUUUAGUGUUUUAGCAAUUGAGAAAAACUGUAAUGUGCAGGUGAACCUUCUGGAAUUGGUGGUGGUGAGAGGUCAAAUGGCCAGCAAAUGGCUGGUAGAAAGAUAUCCUUGAUUAUGAGUACAUAUUCUUUAUCUGACAUUGCCUCAAAGGUCAGACCAGGUACUUUAGAAAAAGCCUUUCCAGAGCCUCUCUGAAGUUUUGUUGUUGGCUAUCUGUAGAAUAAGCUCUUUGGCUGCGAUGUUCAGCGCUAUCCCGACCAUCUGCUUUGGCUUUCAGGUGAAUCGGCUUCACUCAUGUCUGGUUUUCAAAGUGGUUACUAAUGAUGUUAGAUUAUUUUCUUUAUGAAGCCAAUGGUCUGGCAUUUACCCAAAAUUCUGGUCAAUUGAGGAGCUGUCUGAAAAGCCCAUCACAGUCCAACUGAGCCUCAGGCUAUCCUGCACUUUAAAAUGGCCAAGGAGAGCUGGUUCUCUGUUCAAUAUUUGAACUUGGGAAAGAUUGGAGGAAAAAUAACACUUAUUUUCAGAGGUUGUUUUUUGUAAUGGGAACACAGGAGGAUGAUCAGAAAUGCAAUAAAAGGGCAGUGGGAGAGAGGCCUAGCGUUGUACGAACGAACCACCCUGAUCUCUCAAGCUUACAUUCUGUUUUGCUAUCCAUGUAGCGAAACAGACUGUAAGCUUGCGAGAUCACGAUGGUUCAUACGAGGCUAAGAGAGGCCCACAAAGCCCAGCUAGCUGAGCCCCAGCACCCCCAGGCUGAUUGAUUACUUAGUUGGAGAAGAAAGAGGAAUGAUGGAGAUCCUGAAGGAAGGUGCGAUGGAGGAAUGUUGGAGGAAUAUAUUGAGGAAACCUGGGAGAACUUUGCUUUUGUAAUGUAUACUGUUGAAUUGGAAGCUUGUCUCAACUCAUGACAAAGGCUCUGACGUUCUAUGACUUGGAGCAUUAAGCGCUGUGGAGCCCCAUACUAUUGAUAGCUUCUCUGGCUCUUACAUUGAGACUAACUGGACACCAGAAUGUUUCAAAGGAUGUAUCCAUGUUUAUCUGUGAUUUGCAUUCUGAGCCUGCCAUGUUCUGUUCUGUAUCAUUCUGUGCUCCAGUGUCACAAGGCCUGUAUAACCAUCUACAGCAGCAUGCAGAACAAAAGCCUGUCCCACUGGGUGUUCAUCUCUGUGGUGACCAUAUUCUUCUGCCUUAUCAUUUACUCCCUAACUGGUGAGACUCAUCCUUUCAAUACUCCAUCUGAUAGCACCAAGUGAUUGUAGUGAACACAGUGACUAUACUACUGUACACUCUUAGAAAAAAGGGUACCAAAAAGGUACUUUGGCUGUCCCCAUAGUAGAACCCCCUGUGGAAAGGUUUCUACCUGGAACCAAAAGGGUUCUACCUGGAACCAAAAAGGGUUCUUUAAAGGGUUUUCCUAUAGAUCGUCGUGGCCGUGCCUGCCUGUGGGGAAAACAACCUGUGGUUACCUACAGUUGAAGUCGGAAGUUUACAUACACUUAGGUUGGAGUCAUUAAAACUCGUUUUUCAACCACUCCACAAAUUUCAUUUUAACAAACUAUAGUUUUGGCAAGUCGGUUAAGACAUCUACUUUGUGCAUGACACAAGAUAUUUUUCCAACAAUUGACAGAUUGUUAUAAUUCGCUGUAUCACAAUUCCAGUAGGUCAGAAGUUUACAUACACUAAGUUGACUGUGCCUCUAAACAGCUUGGAAAAUUCCAGAAAAUGUUGUCAUGGCUUUAGAAGCUUCUGAUAGGCUAAUUGACAUCAUUUGAGGCAAUUGGAGGUGUACCUGUGGAUGUAUUUCAAGGCCUACCUUCAAACUCAGUGCCUCUUUGCUUGACAUCAUGGGAAAAUCAAAAGAAAUCAACCAAGACCUCAGAAAAAUAAUUGUAGACCUCCACAAGUCUGGUUCAUCCUUGGGAGCAAUUUCCAAAUGCCUGAAAGUACCACGUUCAUCUGUACAAACAAUGGUACGCAAGUAUAAACACCAUGGGACCACGCAGCCAUCAUACCGCUCAGGAAGGAGACGCGUUCUGUCUCCUAGAGAUGAACGUACUUUGUGCAAAUCAAUCCCAGAACAACAGCAAAGGACCUUGUGUAGAUGCUGGAGGAAACAGGUACAAAAGUAUCUAUAUCCACAGUAAAACGAGUCCUAUAUCAACAUAACCUGAAAGGCCGCUCAGCAAGGAAGAAGCCACUGCUCCAAAACCGCCUUAAAAAAGCCAGACUACGGUUUGCAACUGCACAUGGGGACAAAGAUCGUACUUUUUGGAGAAAUGUCCUCUAGUCUGAUGAAACAAAAAUGUCCAAAUGGACAAUGACCCCAAGCAUACUUCCAAAGUUGUGGCAAAAUGGCUUAAGGGCAACAAAGUCAAUGUAUUGGAGUGGCCAUCACAAAGCCCUGACCUCAAUCCUAUAGAACAUUUGUGGGCAGAACUGAAAAAGCGUGUGCGAGCAAGGAGGCCUACAAACCUGACUCAGUUACACCAGCUCUGUCAGGAGGAAUGGGCGAAAAAUUCACCCAACUUAUUGUGGGAAGCAUAUGGAAGGCUACCCGAAACGUUUGACCCAAGUUAAACAAUUUAAAGGCAAUGCUACCAAAUACUAAUUGAGUGUAUGUAAACUUCUGACCCACUGGGAAUGUGAUGAAAUAAAUAAAAGCGUAGGAAAACCUGCAAAAUCGGCAGUGUAUCAAAUACUUGUUCUCCCCACUGUAGUUAGAUGUGUUAAGUGAAUUCCAUCUGUUCUCUACAGUUGAGAAAUAAGUACUUGAUUUGAAUUCUACUUGAGUAAAGUAUAGCAGCUUUUCCAGCAUGUUUUUUAUUUUUGUAUAAAAUAAAUUCAACAUCAAAGUUGGCUCUUUUACACAGGGGGUCAAUGGGAAAUAAUCUUUGUUUUCCCCAAUUUGUGUGCGUGGUCGAGGAGAAUUCCUUAUUAUUACGUGAACCCUUUUAGGUUCUAGAAAGCACUUUUUUUGUCUAAAAGUGUAUGCAAAGUUGGUGUCUGAAUGUAUUUCCCCUCCCUUUCUGGUUCAGGUGUUUAUGGAUACCUGACAUUUGGCAAGGAUGUUGCAGCAGAUAUUCUGAUGUCAUACACAGGGGACGAUGUCCUCAUGAUCAUUGCAAGACUGCUCUUUGGGAUCUCUAUCAUCACCAUCUACCCCAUCAUCCUCCUGCUUGGAAGGUAACAUCAUGGCAUCAUGGCUGGAGAGCAUUGAAUAAUUGGCAUUCAAUAGACAUAGCAUUCAUUAGCCAUUCAAUCAGAGCAUAUGAGCCGAAAUAAAUAACUUGUUAGUAAAUUUGCCUGUUUGGCCCAGUGAGUCUCAUUGCACAGUUUCUCUGACUUCCUGCACACAGGUCAGUGAUUCAGGACCCACUGCUGAGUUUCCGUUGGUGCUUCCACGUGGUGACGGAGUCGUAUGAGAACCGUAGCCACGUGGGGCUGACUAGAGCCUGGAUCACCGUCACCCUCAUUGCCAUGUUCAUCCCAGACAUCAGCAAGGUUAUCAGUGUCAUCGGGGGAAUAAGUGCAUUUUCCAUCUUCAUUUUCCCAGGUGGGCAUAUUCUCCCUCUUUCACACCACUCUCUCCCACAUGGUUGCAUGUCUAUGCUUGCUUGCUCUGCAUGACUACACUGUGUGCACAAUUAUUAGGCAAGUUGUAUGUUUGAGGAUUAAUUUUAUUAUUGAACAACUACAGUGCUCUCGGUCAAUCCAAAAUGUUAAUAAACCUCAAACCUGAAUAUUUAAGAAAGUAAAAGUGAGGUUUUGGCUUUCUUUGGAGAAUAUCUAUGUGUGCACAAUUAUUGGGCAACUAUUAGUGUGCAGAAUUAUUAUGCAACUAAAUGAAAAACUAAACUUUUUAUUUUCAUCUGUUAAAGUGAGAAUAAUAAACAAACAAACAACUCAACAUUUACAAAUAAACAUUUGACAUAAAAUAAAAUAAAUCAGUGACCAACAUAGCCACCCUUCUUUUCAAUAACAGUCAUAAGCCUUCCAUCCAUGGAGUCUGUCAGUUUCUUGAUCUGUUGACGAUCAACUUUUUGUGCAGCAGCAACCACAGCCUCCCAGAUACUGGUCAGAGAGGUGUACUGUUUUCCUUCACCGUAAAUCGGCCGUUUAAGAAGGGAACACAAGUUCUCAAUAGGGUUUAGGUCAGGUGAGGAAGGGGGCCAAGUCAUUAUUCUUUCAUCUUUAUGGCCUUUACUGGCUAGCCAUGCAGUGGAGUACUUCGAUGCAUUCGAUGGAGCAUUGUCCUGCAUUGAAAGAUGCAGACUUUUUCCUGUACCACUGCUUGAAGAAAGUGUCUUCUAAAAACUGGCAGUAGGUUUGGGAGUUGAGUUUGAGUCCAUCUUCAACCUGGAAAGGUCCAACUAGCUCAUCUUUAAUAAUACCGGCCAAUCCCAGUACCCCACCUCCACCUUGCUGGCGUCUGAGUCGAAGUGGAGCUCCGUGCCUGUUACUGAUCCAGUCACGGGCCCAUCCAUCUGGUCCUCCAAGAGUCACUCUCAUCUCAUCAGUCCAUAAAACCUUUGAAAAAUCUGUCUUCAGAUAUUUCUUGACCCAGUCUUUAUGUUUCAACUUAUGUGUUUUUGUCAUUUAGCAGACGCUCUUAUCCAGAGCGACUUACAGUUAGUGAGUGCAUACAUUUAUUUUAAUUUUUUUAUAGGUUGCAGUUCUGGAAUAUGACAGCACUGGAGGAUAAUGGGUUCCUGGUAGCUUCACGCUAAUUUGCAUCUUUUUUUCUCAACACGGUUCUUGCGACCCUGUUGACUAUUUGCAACAAAAUGUUUGAUGGUUCUGUGAUCACGUCCCAAUAUCUUAGCAAUUUCAAGAGUGCUGCAUCCCUCUGAAAUACUUUUUACAAUUUUUGACUUUUCAGAGUCAGUUAAAUCUAUUUUUUGGCCCAUUUUGCCUGAGGAAAAGAAGCUGCCUAAUAAUUAUACACCCAUUGAUAUAGGGUGUUGAUCUCCUUAGGCCACACCCUCCCUCAUGACACAAAUACACAUCACCUGAUAUGCUUAAAUCCAAUAAGCAUUCCAGUUUAUACAGCUUGGAGUUGGGAAAUAUGCAUAAUAAUGAUGAUAUGGUCAAAAUACUGACUUGCCUAAUAAUUGUGCACACAGUGUAUGUCUAGUAUUUGCCAUGCAGUCAGAGACAGUAUCUUUAAAAACAAGGUCAGUUUAAACCAAUCAUGGUCACUCAUUCAAACCCUUAAAAAAUUAUAAUCAAUUUCUCUCCUUUAUUUUCUCACUAAACCCUGCCCCAUUCCCUCUCAGAGUGGUCCUAACAACAUGGGGGAUUAUCACUCUGAUCUGUGGAGCUUUCAUUUUUGGACAGAGCACCACAAUUGCCAUCAUGCAGCUCCUCACUAAGAUCUAA
This is a messenger RNA of Coregonus sp. 'balchen', 8490 nucleotides long. NCBI's taxonomy places the organism in Eukaryota, Metazoa, Chordata, Actinopteri, Salmoniformes, Salmonidae. The record is from the annotation of a GenBank genome assembly.